Molecule: messenger RNA, 264 nt
Organism: Penicillium waksmanii
Lineage: Eukaryota; Fungi; Ascomycota; Eurotiomycetes; Eurotiales; Aspergillaceae
Exons: 1
Coding region: 1-264 (87 amino acids)
Source: RefSeq, a predicted model, not a curated record
AUGUUGCCCGGUAGAACUAUAGCCGGUCCCAGCCAGUCCCAGCCUCUCAUCGCAUCCUUCUCCCACAUCCAUGACCCACUCACCAGCCUCGAUGAACCCUGUAUCUUCGAACAUUCUUCUCAGCAAAGCAAUGCCAGCAUCGAUUCAGCAAAAGCGGAUAAAAAUGCCUUGAAAAAGGCCGGUCGCAAGCAGUUUCACGGGGCCAUGAAUUCACUCGCUCGCUCGGAGAAAGGCUCGAUUGCACGCCCCCACGAACGACCAUAG